AUGGGCUUGAUAUACGUGAAUCCGGAAGGACCCGAUGGAAACCCCGACCCAGUCGCUGCCGCUCGGGACAUUCGCACGACGUUCGGUCGCAUGGCCAUGAAUGAUGAGGAAACCGUUGCGUUAAUUGCUGGUGGCCAUACUUUCGGAAAGACACACGGCGCGGCUCCCUCGAACCACGUUGGUGCUGAGCCGGAGGCUGCUGGCCUAGAGGCACAGGGCUUUGGUUGGCAGAACAGCUACGGCUCCGGAAAAGGCGCGCAUACCAUUACCAGUGGCCUGGAGGUAACCUGGACCAAGACUCCGACCCGAUGGAGCUUGAACUUUCUCGAGUACCUGUUCCGCUUCGAAUGGGUGCUGACCAAGAGUCCUGCGGGCGCGAACCAGUGGGUAGCGAAAGACGCCGAUGCCUUUAUCCCGGAUGCAUACGAUCCAUCCAAGAAGCACCGACCACAGAUGCUCACCACAGACCUGUCUCUGCGAUUCGAUCCUGCGUACGAGAAGAUCUCGCGCCUGACACAUCGGGACAUGGGACCGCGUGCUUGCUAUAUCGGUCCUGAGGUCCCCGCCGAAGAGCUGUCCUGGCAGGAUCCCAUCCCAGCAGUGAACCAUCCGGUGAUUAAUGACACCGAUAUUGCCGCACUCAAGAGAGAGAUUCUCGCCACGGGUGUCGACCCUUCGAAGUUCAUCUCGACUGCUUGGGCAUCCGCAUCGACUUUCCGGGGCAGUGACAAGCGUGGCGGUGCCAAUGGCGACCUUGAGGCCCUGGAUGACGUCCAAAACAGAUUCAACAGCGCCCAGAACGAUGGCAAGCGAGUAUCCCUGGCGGAUCUCAUUGUGCUCGCUGGCUGUGCAGCUGUCGAGAAAGCUGCCGGCGAUGCCGGCCAUCAUAUCACCGUGCCUUUCACGCCGGGACGCAUGGAUGCUUCGCAAGACCAGACGGAUGUCGAAUCAUUCAGUCAGAUGGAGCCUGUGGCGGAUGGAUUCCGGAACUAUGGCUCAUCUACUGCUCGGGUGCGAGCUGAGCACUAUCUGGUUGACAAGGCGCAGUUGCUCACUCUAUCUGCGCCUGAAAUGACGGUGCUUGUUGGUGGACUGCGGGCGCUGAAUGCCAACUACGAUGGUUCCGCCCACGGUGUGUUUACUACCCAGCCGGGCCAUCUGACAAACGAUUUCUUUGUCAAUCUCCUCGACAUGAACACCUCGUGGAAGGCAUCAGCCCCUGGCAGUGACAUUUACGAAGGCACCGACCGUAGAACUGGCGCUAAGAAAUGGACCGCUACCAGGGCCGAUCUGGUCUUCGGAUCUCACGCCGAGCUGCGUGCCAUUGCCGAGGUGUAUGGUAGCAGCGAUGGAACGGAGAAGUUUGUGAAAGACUUUGUUGCUGCUUGGGCUAAGAUCAUGAACCUUGACAGAUUCGAUUAA
This is a messenger RNA of Aspergillus nomiae NRRL 13137, 1422 nucleotides long. RefSeq names its product catalase-peroxidase. NCBI's taxonomy places the organism in Eukaryota, Fungi, Ascomycota, Eurotiomycetes, Eurotiales, Aspergillaceae. The transcript is spliced from 3 exons. Gene Ontology annotation, molecular function: heme binding; catalase activity. The record is from RefSeq and is a predicted model, not a curated record. Gene Ontology annotation, biological process: hydrogen peroxide catabolic process; cellular response to hydrogen peroxide. Bases 1 to 1422 code for a protein of 473 amino acids. Gene Ontology annotation, cellular component: cytosol.